CAAUGACUGAGCAAUCAAUGUAUAAACAGUUGACGCAAACAGUGAUUAAAAAUAAAAAUAAAAUUAAAAAAACUAUUGUUUUAUUGUUUAUCACUUUAAUUAGUCAUUAAUUAUCUGUUUGUUUAGUUUUUUUUAUUUAUUAAUAAUUUGAUCACACAUUUGAUCCGCCGUUCAAUUGGAUUCUCUAACUUUGUAGAUGAGCUAUAAUUUUGUGACCAUUAUUUGACAGACAAACAGACAAUCAUAGCUACCGUCGAGGAAGUGUCAGAAGAUAUAUAUGAUAUCAUAAGUGCUGGUUGUGUUUGGGGGUCAAUAACUCUCUCGCUCGAGAAGCUGAGGAAGAAGAAGAAGAAGUAGUGGUGGUCUUUGGACAUCCAACUAUGAGAUGGUCGACAAAGUGCUAAACCUGUUGUCACCGAAACUCGAAAGACUAGCAAACAUUAGUCUUUCAACUGAUUAUCAACACUUCAGAAGCAAUGUGUCGCUCAAGAAAGUCAUUGUUGACGACGACUCAUCGAAAGUGUGGUCACUAUACGAUUGCGGACCAAAGACUGUCACAUCACCGCUGAUAUGUUUGCCGCCGGUCAGUGGCACUGCCGAUGUCUUCUUCCGAUUGCUGAUAGAUUUGUCGGCCAAAGGCUAUCGAGUAAUUUCGGCUGAAUAUCCAGUCUAUUGGACAGUUAGAGAGUUUGUCAAUGGAUUCUCUCGCCUAUUGGAUCACAUGAACUUAGAGAGAGUUCACGUAUUGGGUGCCUCUUUGGGCGGAUUUUUGGCCCAAAAGUUUGCCGAAAGUACUUAUCAAAGCCAUCGCAUUCAGUCAUUAAUUCUGGUCAAUAGUUUUGCCGAUACAUCGGUCUUCAAUCAUACAGAAUCGGCAGUCAUGUUUUGGAUGACUCCGAGCGCUUUGCUCAAGAAGCUGGUAAUGGGAAGUUCGUCAAUGAUUACCACAUCGAAAGAUGAUCAAUAUAUUAUUGAUGCCAUCGAAUUCAUGUCCGAACGAUUGGAUACAUUACCUCAACCAGAAUUGGCCUCCAGAUUGACAUUGAAUUGUAUCAGUUGUUAUGUUGAACCGCAAAGACUCAACAACAUUGAUAUCACAUUAUUAGAUGUGUUUGAUCAAUGCGCAUUAAGCCAAUCGGUACGCGAAGAACUGUACAAACUAUAUCCCGAUGCCAGGAGAGCACAUCUGAAAACGGGCGGCAAUUUUCCGUAUCUUAGCCGAUGGGAUGACGUUAUUAUGCAUAUUGUUGUUCAUUUGCGGCCAUUUCAAAAUACAAAAUAUUCCGCUUAUUCCGACCACAUUGAAUUGGCCACACAGGUUAUGGCCGACGACGGCAAUGGCGGCGACGACGACAACGACUUGCAUGAAACGACGCCAACAUUUAUCGGCGACAACGCUGUUGCUCAAGACAUUUAGAGAUCGGACAAAAUGGGUUUCAAAAAAAAAAAAACAAAACAAAACAAAAUAUAAAAC
Messenger RNA from Oppia nitens, 1474 nucleotides. Its product is annotated as maspardin-like. Bases 386 to 1417 code for a protein of 343 amino acids. The record is from RefSeq and is a predicted model, not a curated record. The transcript is spliced from 4 exons. Lineage: Eukaryota; Metazoa; Arthropoda; Arachnida; Sarcoptiformes; Oppiidae.